GCAAUGACCUUUGAACUUCACGCAUCCGGAGACGUCGUAUAUAAGAGGAUCGAGAGAAUGGAGGAAGUUUCGUCUGCGGAGAAGGUUCCAGAGACCUCUGAGGAGCAGGGUGAGGGGCGAGAAGAGGAGGAGAAGGCAGAAGAAAGUGUGAGCGAGCCGGCAGAGAAAGCGGACGAUGAAAGAACAGACGAGAAGUCCACGGAGAGCGAGACUAGGCGCGAGGGAAAAGAAGGCGAGAGCGGGUCAGGCUCUGAGGAAAGCGAGGAGGAAGAGAAAGACGACGGAGGUGGUGAGGAGGACGCUGGUCAGAUGAUGGCCAGUAGAGAAGAGAAGAUGGCAAGACUGAGGGAACUUCACAGAAGAAGAGUAAGCCACAUGCCACCUCUACUAGUGGGUGUGGUUUGAGAGUUGCAGCUCAGUACUAAGUCCCAUUCAGUUGGAGGCGAGGCAACUGAACCAUCGUGAGGUGGUGGAGGAAGACAGGAGAAGCAAGCUGCCAGCCAACUGGGAGUCACGGCAACGCAAGGUGGAGUGGGAGGAGGAGGACGAGAAGGCCAGACAGGAAGCAGAGGCAGCCGGAGAGGACUACGAGAGAGAGAAGAUGAUGAAGACGUCGGCCUCGGAACUGGAGAGACUCCAGCGGAAAAAGAAAAAGAAUCCCGAUCCUGGCUUCACUGACUAUGCCCAGGCACAGUUGAGAAAGUACGAGAGGCUGACUAAACACAUACAGCCAGACAUGGAGGCCUACCAAGAACAGAAGUUGGAGAUGGGGGCAGAUUUCUACCCGGGGGUCAACAGUCUCACCCAUGGAGGAGCUGGGAAAGUGUCCAAAGAAGCCCUAGAGAGAAUGACUCAGGACCUGGCCAAACAAGUUGAGAAGAGGUCAAAGUUCAGUCGUCGUCGCCCGCACGCCGACAACCAGGAUGUUGAUUACAUCAACGACAGGAACAUGCGAUUCAACAGGAAGGCUGCCCGAUACUACGACAAGUAUACGGCGGAGAUAAAACAGAACCUUGAGAGAGGAACUGCCAUUUGAACACUCUUAUAUACCUGUAACUAUGUACAUAUGGGUAUUAUACAUGACACUUUCCACACUUGUUUUUUGAAACCAUUUUGUUUGAAAAUUGGACUUGUAUUCACUACUGUUCCUCAAUGUCGGUUUCAAAUUGAAAAGUCUAAAGGAGGCGACUGCUAUAUAUAGUGGCGCUCCCAAAAAU
Geodia barretti is the source of this 1217-nucleotide messenger RNA. Lineage: Eukaryota; Metazoa; Porifera; Demospongiae; Tetractinellida; Geodiidae. The record is from the annotation of a GenBank genome assembly.